GCGAUCAUGUUUCGUUCACUCACUCUUUCUCUUGCUCUCGCUAAUUCUGCACUUGCAACCUACUCUUUUGACCCACUGGAGCAUCUGGCUGGCAUCGCCCCCUACUUCGAGCCCGCCGACCCACCGCUUAAUCCCAAACCCCCACAAGGAUGCAAUGUCACCAGAGCCUCAUACCUGGUUCGACAUGCUGCUAUUUAUGCCAAUGACUUUGAUUAUGAAGAGUAUAUUGAACCUUUCACCAACAAGUUGAAGAACACUACCGUGGACUGGAGCAAAGCCGGGCCACUUCGAUUUCUCGCAACAUGGCAGACACCAAUAUCGGACGAUGAACAGGAGAAGCUGACCAAGGCCGGAGAGCUGGAGGCUUUCCAGCUAGGUGUCGACAUAGGAAUGAGAUACCCCAGUUUCCAGGCCCCUAAGAGGGUGUGGACGUCAACAGCGGAGCGGACCGAGAAGAGCGCCCUAUCCUUUAUUGAGGGUCUGGUUGAACAAAGCAACGAGACACAGCGUGUGUCUGUUGCAGAGAGUGAAGCAGAAGGGGCGGAUUCACUGACUCCAUAUGAGGGCUGUCCGAAAUAUAGCUCGUCCGCUGGGAGCAAACAGUCGUCGCAAUACAAGGAAAUAUACACAAAACCAAUCAUUGAACGUUUUCAUAACCUAGCGCCUGGCUUCAACUUUACUGCCGACGAUAUUGUGGGCAUGCAGGAGUUGUGCGGCUACGAGACCGUCAUUAGAGGUUCGUCUCUAUUCUGCGGCCUUGAGGUGUUUUCGCCCAAUGAAUGGCUUGGAUUUGAAUACACGAAUGAUAUCCAAUACCAUUACAACACCGGUUAUGGAAACGCUAUCUCUGGUGUGCUUGGAUACCCUUGGCUCAAUGCUACUGCUGGACUCCUUGCGUCCGAUAAUUCAUCCCAGGACAUCUAUGUGUCCUUCACCCACCGCGAACUCCCACCCAUGGUACUCGUCGUAAUGGGUCUUUUCAAUAACUCGGCGUAUUCGGGAGCGAACGAUCCCAAUGCGACCAUGCCCCUCACAGUUCAGAACUACAUGCGAGCCUGGAUAUCAUCCCGUAUCCUUCCCUUCCUAACUAACAUCGCUGUAGAGAAAAUGGCCUGCGAUAGCUACGGCUUCGAUUCUGGCGACUACUUCAGAGUUCUCGUUAACCAGAGCCCUCAGCACCUACCUGAUUGUGGAGAUGGGCCUGGGGAGAGCUGCUCGAAACCCAGGUUCGGGCAGUUCGUGCAGACAAGGGGUGAGAUGUUUGGAGGAUACACGGAGAAUUGUCAGCCAGAGUAUAACAACUCGACGAAUGUACUCAGCAUUUAUGAAAGCUGAAAAGUCUCACCUCUGGCCUU
Messenger RNA from Lindgomyces ingoldianus, 1355 nucleotides. RefSeq names its product repressible acid phosphatase. Gene Ontology annotation, molecular function: acid phosphatase activity. The coding region runs from base 7 to 1335 and encodes 442 amino acids. The record is from RefSeq and is a predicted model, not a curated record. Gene Ontology annotation, cellular component: fungal-type cell wall. The transcript has 2 exons. Lineage: Eukaryota; Fungi; Ascomycota; Dothideomycetes; Pleosporales; Lindgomycetaceae.